UAGGCCGGUGAGAGGACACGUCAGUGCCGCCAGCGACGUCACAGGCUCGCCCGGCCUGCCGGCGUCUGAUUGGCUGCUGCGUUCUCUUACGCGUCGCGCUUCCUUAUCUGCCCCUCGUGCUCAGUAGAGUCGCUCCCUUUUUACCUCGGCAUAGAAGAAGCGAUGGUGGCGCUGGCAUCUCUCGGCGCCCUGGCGCUACUCCUGAUGUCGGGCCUCUCCUGCUGCUCAGGUAGCGGCAUGGCAGGAGCUUGUUUCUGUCGAGCUUCUCUCCCACCACUGGUGGCAUCUCUCUGCCUCCUCCCCACAGCAGAGGCCUGCGUGGAGCCCCAGAUCACCCCUUCCUACUAUACAACCUCUGACGCCGUCAUUUCCACUGAGACUGUCUUCAUCGUGGAGAUUUCCCUGACAUGCAAGAACAGGGUCCAGAACAUGGCUCUUUAUGCUGAUGUCAGUGGAAAACAAUUUCCUGUCACCCGGGGCCAGGAUGUGGGGCGCUAUCAGGUGUCCUGGAGCCUAGACCAUAAGAGUGCCCACGCAGGCACCUAUGAGGUCAGAUUCUUCGAUGAGGAGUCCUACAGUCUCCUGAGGAAGGCUCAGAGAAAUAACGAGGACAUUUCCAUCAUCCCACCCCUGUUCACAGUCAGUGUGGACCAUCGGGGCACCUGGAACGGGCCCUGGGUUUCCACCGAGGUGUUGGCCGCAGUCAUCGGCCUAGUGAUCUACUACCUGGCCUUCAACGCCAAGAGCCACAUCCAGGCCUGAGGGCAGCACCCUCAGCCCCCUUGUUUCUUUCAAUAAAGUUAUGUGGCUCCUCA
Molecule: messenger RNA, 815 nt
Organism: Phyllostomus hastatus (greater spear-nosed bat)
Lineage: Eukaryota; Metazoa; Chordata; Mammalia; Chiroptera; Phyllostomidae
Gene: SSR4
Product: signal sequence receptor subunit 4
Exons: 6
Coding region: 163-762 (199 amino acids)
Cellular component (GO): endomembrane system; endoplasmic reticulum; membrane
Source: RefSeq, a predicted model, not a curated record